Messenger RNA from Pan troglodytes (chimpanzee), 2121 nucleotides. It is a transcript of the gene DUSP1, whose product is annotated as dual specificity phosphatase 1. Gene Ontology annotation, cellular component: nucleus; cytoplasm. The transcript is spliced from 4 exons. Gene Ontology annotation, biological process: negative regulation of p38MAPK cascade; protein dephosphorylation; endoderm formation. NCBI's taxonomy places the organism in Eukaryota, Metazoa, Chordata, Mammalia, Primates, Hominidae. The coding region runs from base 349 to 1452 and encodes 367 amino acids. The record is from RefSeq and is a predicted model, not a curated record. Gene Ontology annotation, molecular function: MAP kinase tyrosine/serine/threonine phosphatase activity.
GUGAUCACCAUUCAAACAAACACCCCCCCUCCCCCUGCGCGCGGGUCUGGCCCGCCCCGUCCCCCAGGGGCCGCAUAUAAACGCGCUCCCCGGGCCAGGCUCGCUGCGAAGGACUUUUGGGCUGUGUGUGCGACGCGGGUCGGAGGGGCAGUCGGGGGAACCGCGAAGAAGCCGAGGAGCCCGGAGCCCCGCGUGACGCUCCUCUCUCAGUCCAAAAGCGGCUUUUGGUUCGGCGCAGAGAGACCCGGGGGUCUAGCUUUUCCUCGAAAAGCGCCGCCCUGCCCUUGGCCCCGAGGACAGACAAAGAGCACCGCAGGGCCGAUCACGCUGGGGGCGCUGAGGCCGGCCAUGGUCAUGGAAGUGGGCACCCUGGACGCUGGAGGCCUGCGGGCGCUGCUGGGGGAGCGAGCGGCGCAAUGCCUGCUGCUGGACUGCCGCUCCUUCUUCGCUUUCAACGCCGGCCACAUCGCCGGCUCUGUCAACGUGCGCUUCAGCACCAUCGUGCGGCGCCGGGCCAAGGGCGCCAUGGGCCUGGAGCACAUCGUGCCCAACGCCGAGCUCCGCGGCCGCCUGCUGGCCGGCGCCUACCACGCCGUGGUGUUGCUGGACGAGCGCAGCGCCGCCCUGGACGGCGCCAAGCGCGACGGCACCCUGGCCCUGGCGGCCGGCGCGCUCUGCCGCGAGGCGCGCGCCGCGCAAGUCUUCUUCCUCAAAGGAGGAUACGAAGCGUUUUCGGCUUCCUGCCCGGAGCUGUGCAGCAAACAGUCGACCCCCAUGGGGCUCAGCCUUCCCCUGAGUACUAGCGUCCCUGACAGCGCGGAAUCUGGGUGCAGUUCCUGCAGUACCCCACUCUACGAUCAGGGUGGCCCGGUGGAAAUCCUGCCCUUUCUGUACCUGGGCAGUGCGUAUCACGCUUCCCGCAAGGACAUGCUGGAUGCCUUGGGCAUCACUGCCUUGAUCAACGUCUCAGCCAAUUGUCCCAACCAUUUUGAGGGUCACUACCAGUACAAGAGCAUCCCUGUGGAGGACAACCACAAGGCAGACAUCAGCUCCUGGUUCAACGAGGCCAUUGACUUCAUAGACUCCAUCAAGAAUGCUGGAGGAAGGGUGUUUGUCCACUGCCAGGCAGGCAUUUCCCGGUCAGCCACCAUCUGCCUUGCUUACCUUAUGAGGACUAAUCGAGUCAAGCUGGACGAGGCCUUUGAGUUUGUGAAGCAGAGGCGAAGCAUCAUCUCUCCCAACUUCAGCUUCAUGGGCCAGCUGCUGCAGUUUGAGUCCCAGGUGCUGGCCCCGCACUGCUCGGCAGAGGCUGGGAGCCCCGCCAUGGCUGUGCUCGACCGAGGCACCUCCACCACCACCGUGUUCAACUUCCCCGUCUCCAUCCCUGUCCACUCCACGAACAGUGCGCUGAGCUACCUUCAGAGCCCCAUUACGACCUCUCCCAGCUGCUGAAAGGCCACGGGAGGUGAGGCUCUUCACAUCCCAUUGGGACUCCAUGCUCCUUGAGAGGAGAAAUGCAAUAACUCUGGGAGGGGCUCGAGAGGGCUGGUCCUUAUUUAUUUAACUUCACCCGAGUUCCUCUGGGUUUCUAAGCAGUUAUGGUGAUGACUUAGCGUCAAGACAUCUGCUGAACUCAGCACAUUCGGGACCAAUAUAUAGUGGGUACAUCAAGUCCAUCUGACAAAAUGGGGCAGAAGAGAAAGGACUCAGUGUGUGAGCCGGUUUCUUUUUGCUCGCCCCUGUUUUUUGUAGAAUCUCUUCAUGCUUGACAUACCUACCAGUAUUAUCAUUCCCGACGACACAUAUACAUAUGAGAAUAUACCUUAUUUAUUUUUGUGUAGGUGUCUGCCUUCACAAAUGUCAUUGUCUACUCCUAGAAGAACCAAAUACCUCAAUUUUUGUUUUUGAGUACUGUACUAUCCUGUAAAUAUAUCUUAAGCAGGUUUGUUUUCAGCACUGAUGGAAAAUACCAGUGUUGGGUUUUUUUUUAGUUGCCAACAGUUGUAUGUUUGCUGAUUAUUUAUGACCUGAAAUAAUAUAUUUCUUCUUCUAAGAAGACAUUUUGUUACAUAAGGAUGACUUUUUUAUACAAUGGAAUAAAUUAUGGCAUUUCUAUUGAAA